AUGCCCCCGCGCCGCCCCAGCAUCUACCUCACGCCGGCGGCGGCGGCGGGGCGACCCCCGCCGAUCGCCGACGCGCCGCACCGCCGAGAUCGCGGCCUAGGGGCGCACGACCGUGACGUGUCGUCGCUCGUGCGGGGGUCGCCGGCACAAACGUGGCCCGUCCCCAGGGGAAACGUGAGGCUCAUACGCCGCCGCCGCCGCCUCGCCUCCGCCAUCGAUCCCACCAUCGUCUCCAAGCACGCGCCGCCGUCUGCCUCCUCCAACCCGUCGUCUUCUCCUCACCGCCGCCUCGCCUCCGCCAUCGAUCCCGCCAUCGCCUCCAAGCACGCACCGCCGUCUGCCUCCUCCAACUCGUCGUCUUCUCCUCUCGGGUGGCCGCCGGCGCAAGCAGAAGGCUCCGGCGGCGACACUGGUGUCCGCCGACUCCUCGACUGGGCUUCAUCGCCAGUGCAGGACGGCCCCUGUGGCCCCGGUCCUCUCUCCUCCUCCCCCCGGGCGCCAGCAGCUGGAGCCGGCGGAUCAGAGGGCCUCUCAGGCGGCGCCCCGAUAUUUAAUCGACCCUCCAUUGCGGCGUGCUUCUCCCAUUGCAGCGACGAGUUCUCCUGUUACUCGGGCUCCUCCUCCUCCUCUUCCUACUCCGGCGUGUCGGCGAGGUCGUGCGUCUCCGACUCGACGCGGCGCGGCCGCCUCGUCGACCCCCUCCGCGUGCUCUCCGUCGUCGCCUCCCUCCGCCGCAUCAAUCCGAAGAUGUUCGCCGAGGCCAUAGGCGCGCUGUUCCAUAGCGGAGCAGAGAAGAAGCGAAAGGGAGUGUGGAUCAAGGUCGACAACUACGAGGACCAGAGCGAGAGGAGCAGCGCGGUGGCCAGCGAGGGGAGCACCGUCACGGCCGCCACGUCCGCGGGCUCCACGGCCACAUCGGGGAGAUGCCGCCGGCCUCCACGGGCGAGCGGCGGCAGAGGUGGGGGUGGUGAGAAGGCGCCAAGGAGGGCGGAAGCAAUCAUGCAGUGGUUUUCACGGUCGCAAGCUGGGCCGGCCACGGAGAACGACAUCUGCGCCGCCGUCGGCGACAACUCCGGGAUGAGCAAGGCGAUACGCUGGCUGCUGAAGCAGGAGGGUGGCUUGCGGCGUGCAGGCACUGGCGGCCUCUUGGAUCCGUAUGUUUAUAUGAAAUGGGUCAAAUGGUAUGUGGACGUUGUCGUCAGCUUCUUUCAUAUCUCAGGGGUGUUGUUCAUGUUCAGUGUUUUGGCUGUUGGACAAUAAACCUUGUAUUGGAAGAAGUUGGUAAGGUGUAUUGUGGACAGCGUGAUACAUUGUUGAUGUAUCCUUUUGGGGCUCCUGCUGUUAAAUGUUCCAACUGUCUUUUGUCACCGAAAUCGGAGUAAGUGAACUACCACUUGUCACAUAGUUUGCCUGCUACAUGUGCUUUUUUGUCCUAAUAUAUUUUGAUGAAAAAAUAAGGUGCAUGCCACUGUAACGGUGAGAUCACUACUUGCUUAAGUUUUUGAGGUCUCGCUCAACUUAUUUAUGUACCUUUUAUGGAAUAUUUGCACCUUAGAUUCUAAUUUCUAAUUCAUCUUUCUUUCU
Setaria italica (foxtail millet) is the source of this 1584-nucleotide messenger RNA. RefSeq lists its product as uncharacterized. The record is from RefSeq and is a predicted model, not a curated record. Lineage: Eukaryota; Viridiplantae; Streptophyta; Magnoliopsida; Poales; Poaceae. The coding region runs from base 1 to 1260 and encodes 419 amino acids. The transcript is spliced from 7 exons.